Syngnathus acus (greater pipefish) is the source of this 1917-nucleotide messenger RNA. RefSeq names its product mutY DNA glycosylase (gene mutyh). The coding region runs from base 113 to 1750 and encodes 545 amino acids. The record is from RefSeq and is a predicted model, not a curated record. Lineage: Eukaryota; Metazoa; Chordata; Actinopteri; Syngnathiformes; Syngnathidae. Gene Ontology annotation, molecular function: 8-oxo-7,8-dihydroguanine DNA N-glycosylase activity; oxidized purine DNA binding; 4 iron, 4 sulfur cluster binding. The transcript is spliced from 15 exons. Gene Ontology annotation, biological process: mismatch repair; base-excision repair. Gene Ontology annotation, cellular component: nucleus.
CAUAUUUUGUUUUUACCGGAUGUAACGUCACAAGUGUUCCCUUGCAGCUGAUUGGACAAGUGUCGAAAAAGGGGUGUUUCUUUAAAAUAGCGCCAGUGGAAGUAAAUAAUCCAUGUUCCUGUUAAAACGGUGGCAAGAGAAAAUAAUAAUCGCUUUUAACUUUCAGAUGUGUGCAUCACGUUUAACGAUGCGUAGACUUAAGAAAGAAGCUCUCGAACAGGUGGAAAACGUCAAACCGAAGCGGAAAAGGCAGCGGACGCUUGGAAAAGAAGAAGAACCCUCGAGUGCUGUUUCGCCCUCCGUCUACCACACGUUCUGUGAGCCUGCUGAUGUUCGUCACCUGCAGACUCAUCUCCUCAGAUGGUACGACCUGGAGAAGAGAGAACUGCCAUGGAGGACUCUGGCGCUAACAGAGCCUGAUGUCAACAUAAGGACAUAUGCAGUGUGGGUGUCGGAGAUCAUGCUACAACAGACCCAAGUCGCCACGGUGAUAGACUACUACACAAAAUGGAUGAAGCGUUGGCCCAGAGUUUCGGAUCUCGCGGCUGCGACACUAGAGGAGGUGAAUCAGAUGUGGGCGGGCCUUGGCUAUUAUUCACGGGGGAAGCGACUGCACGAAGGUGCUCAGAAGGUGAUGUCGGAGCUCGAUGGCCGGAUGCCCGACACGGUGGCCGAGCUGCUCAGACAGCUACCAGGAGUGGGUCGCUACACUGCCGCGGCCAUCGGCUCCAUCGCACUGGGCCAAGUUACCGGAGCCGUGGAUGGCAACGUAAUCCGGGUCCUGUGUCGCGUGAGGGCCAUCGGGGCCAAUUGCACGAGUCCCGCAGUCACAGAGGCCCUUUGGGCUCUGGCGAAUACGCUGGUGGACCCGAAGCGACCAGGGGACUUCAACCAGGCCAUGAUGGAGCUUGGGGCCCGAGUCUGCACGCCAAAGGGACCCCUGUGCGAGCAGUGUCCUAUACGCUCUCAAUGCCACUCUUACCGCAAGGUUCAAGCCAAACGAGAGCAGAAUUCCAAAAGGCUUUUGGGGGAAAAGGACACAAAGCCUCCAGCUCUUCAAGACAUUGAAGAUUGCAGUGCAAGUGGAAUAUGCCCACUAUGUCCACUUGAGCCUUGGGAUGAGGAGUUGGGGGUUCAGAACUUCCCAAGAAAGCCGGCCAAGAAGCCCCCCAGGGUGGAGCGGACAUUAACGUGUGUGCUGACUCGACGUGGAGAAGGAGGCCAGGAGGAGUUCCUGCUCAAGCAAAGGCCAAAUAAAGGUUUGCUGGCAGGCUUGUGGGAGUUUCCGAGUCUUUUGUUGGAAAAGGAGGACAAGUCUGAAAAGAAACAAAAAGCGGCGCUGCGUGCCCACCUCGACAAACACUUGGGAGCACCGUUGAUUGACAGCUCCCUUCAGUAUGUGGGAGAAGUGCCUCAUAUCUUCUCGCACAUCCACCAGACAUAUGUGGUCCACACUUUGCACCUUGGAGACGCCGAGGCGCCUCUGCGGACGGGAGACGUGCGGUGGAUCAGCAGGUCGGCGCUGCAGGAGGCCGCCGUGUCUACGGGAGUCAAAAAGAUUGUGAAGCUUUGCGACUCUGCGAAACUUCAGAAGGAGCUCAACUCUCCAGAUGCAAAGAGGCAAAAGAACGACGAAAGGAAAAGACCAGUACGAAGUACAAGGAAAGGCAAAAUGAAGGCAACCAGUGGUAGCAACAAGCAACUGUCACUCACGUCUUUCUUCAGAACCACCAAGCAGGAACCUUGCUGAAAGUUUUCAUUUUUUUCUGUACAGUGUCAUCUACAUAUGUCUCUGAAUCAUGCUGCUAACAAAGUUAAAUGAGAUAUUAAUGGCCAACUCUCAAUUUUUCUACAUGUCAGUUAAGGAUGUUGAAAUAAUUUCUAAGAUGCUUGAAUAAAAUUACUUUUUUAAGUCCA